AUGUCGGAGGCGAAGCGGGUGCGCUUGGGGUUCGUGGGCGCGGGGCAGAUGGCGGAGGCGCUGGCGCGGGGGAUGAGCGCCGCGGGGGUUGUAGCAGCGAGCGACAUGAGCGCCAUGGAUCUCAGCCAGGAGCGACUGGCCGUGUUUGCCGAGAUGGGGGUGGCUGCUAAGACUACGUGCAAAGAGCUCGCAGCAGCCAGCGAUGCGAUUUUUAUUGCAGUGAAGCCCCACAGAGUGAAGGCCGCGCUGUCGGAACUGAGGGACAGCGCCGCCAACUUCGCUCCAUUCCCUCCCUUCCUUCCUGUCUCUCCCUUUCCUCUAUCCAUACAGCUUGCAGCAGCCAGCGAUGUGAUCUUCAUUGCUGUGAAGCCCCACAGAGUGAAGGCCGUGCUGUCAGAACUGAGGGACAGCGCCGCCAUCACAAGCACCCACCUGGUUGUGUCCAUUGCUGGCCUUCUCUCCAUGCCUCUUCCCUCCUUUCCCUGUCUUCCUUCCCCCAGCUCGCUGCAGCCACUUGCAGCAGCCAGCGAUGUGAUCUUCAUUGCUGUGAAACCCCACACGGUGAAGGCGGUACUAUCGGAACUGAGAGACAGCGCCGCCAUCACAAGCACCCACCUGGUUGUGUCCAUUGCUGCGGGAGUGACGAUUGCGAAUCUGCAGCAGUGGGCGGGUGACGAGGCGAAGAUUGUUCGAGUCAUGCCGAAUACCCCGUGCCUCGUGGGGCAAACAGCAGCAGCCAUGAGCCUGGGAGGCAAGGCGACAGCCGAAGAUGCAGCACUGGUGCAGCGCAUGUUUGAAGCAGUUGGGAAGAUACAGCAGGUGGAGGAGAAACUGCUGGAUGCGGUCACUGGGCUCAGUGGCAGCGGCCCGGCAUAUGUGUUCAUGGCGAUAGAGGCGCUGGCGGAUGGAGGGGUGGCUGCUGGCCUGCCAAGAGACGUUGCUCUCUCGCUCGCCGCUCAAACCGUGUACGGAUCUGCAAAGAUGGUAUUGGAAACGGGCAAGCACCCCGGCCAACUCAAGGACUCAGUGGCAUCUCCUGGAGGUACAACGAUUGCAGGCAUUUAUGCACUGGAGAAGGGAGGAUUCCGAGCGACGUUGAUGAACGCAGUAGUUGCAGCCACGGAAAGAAGCAAAGAGCUGUCAAAGUAG
Molecule: messenger RNA, 1149 nt
Organism: Closterium sp. NIES-65
Lineage: Eukaryota; Viridiplantae; Streptophyta; Zygnematophyceae; Desmidiales; Closteriaceae
Source: the annotation of a GenBank genome assembly